Messenger RNA from Entelurus aequoreus (snake pipefish), 7625 nucleotides. RefSeq names its product KIAA0232 ortholog. The coding region runs from base 589 to 4569 and encodes 1326 amino acids. NCBI's taxonomy places the organism in Eukaryota, Metazoa, Chordata, Actinopteri, Syngnathiformes, Syngnathidae. The record is from RefSeq and is a predicted model, not a curated record. The transcript is spliced from 8 exons.
UGCUGUGCGCGCCAUGAAACUGGCUUCCUGUGUCGGCCAUUGUGGCUCUCCGUGUAGACGGCGACGAACGGGGCCAUCUUCCACUCACUCGAGCCCGAAUGUCUCCGUUUUCCUCGUCGAAGCCUACGAGACACUGGAGGUGAAAACAGCGCCAUUUCUGUCGGCGUCCAUGAUACGCUAUGCUACCGCAGCGGAUUCCAGAGCUCCAGCUCCGAAAGGCAGCGGGCGAGAACUAGCCGCUCCCCUUUCGGUGGUCUUCUCCUUCUUCAGCCUACAGCAGGUGCUGAAGUAUUUUCCCCAAUAUGGGCGCUUCUGUGUGACGCAGACACUACUUGUGUUUUGCUGAGCAGCUGAGAUCGAUCAGCAGCCAUGCCUGACGAAUGAAAACACCUUUUUUUGCGUAAAGCAAAAAAAAAAAAAGAAUACCACAUGCCUCCUCAUGUAGAGCCCCUUCAGUGCAUCCUGCUGGACUGAUUGCCCACUACCCUUUCUGAGGUUUCAGUUCCACCUCUCCCUUUGCACUCCACCCAACAGCAACAACUCAUCACUAUGCCGAUCCAGCUGAGAAUGACGAACACCUGAGGUCUCAUGCGUCCAGUGAGCACCGAUUCAGACGGUCCCGCUCCUUCCGAGAACCUCUCUUGUCCCUACCGGCUCGUGGGCCCCCUGCCUGCCUCAGAGAUGUCGCUGUUCCAGUCGCUGGGUCCAGUACAAAGCUGGCUGGGCCAGGAGCUGGAGAAGUGCGGGAUAGAUGCCAUGAUUUACACCCGCUACGUCCUCAGCCUUCUCCUGCACGACAGUUACGACUAUGACCUGCAGGACCAAGAGAAUGACAUCUUUUUGGGCUGGGAGAAGGGGGCUGGGAAAAAAUGGGGCAAGAGUAAGAAGAAGGGAGGGACCGACCUGAGUCUUGAGGAAAUGAAGAAACAAGCAGCUGUGCAAUGUCUUCGUUCUGCAUCGGAUGAAAACUCUGGGAUUGAAAGCCUGGUUGAAGAGCUUUGCUCCAAACUUAGGGAAAUUCAAAACAAACAGAAAGAGGAAAAACAGAUCCAAAAGAAGUCUGAAGGUGCUCUAUCUCCAGAUCGGGUUGAGUCCCCAUCUUCAAAGGAUCAGGUUGAAAUGUAUUAUGAAGCCUUCCCUCCUUUGUCAGAGAAACCUGUUUGUCUCCAAGAGAUCAUGACCGUGUGGAACAAAGCCAAAGCCUGCACGUACUCAAGUUCAUCAUCCUCAGCAGCCCCACAGACCAGCACAGACACCUCCUCCCCAAAAGAUUGCAACAGCGAGUGUGAGGCUGCAAAGGAACGGAACCCAGAAUCGUUUGGUACCAUCACCGGUGUGAGCAAUGAGAAAGGCCAGCAACGACGAAACAAGAAGGAGAAAGAAAACCGAUAUCAUUGCAGCGCAGGAGCAGAAGAGAAAAACACACUCCACUCCAAGAGACAAACAAGACACAGGUCUGAGGGCAAAUACAGAGCCCGUUCCUGGUCUUCUGGCUCUAGUGAAGCAGGCUCGAGCUCAAGUGGGAACCAGGGAGACACAAAGUCAUUUAGAGGCAAGACGGUUAGAGUAAGGCACAAAUGCAGAGAGGUCGGGAAGAAUAGGAGACAACGCAAUAGCGGACCGUUGAAGCUUCAGCUGAAGGCUAUUGACAAAGAGGAGCGACGCAAUGCAGGAAGGGGCAGUGCACCUGGAAGCACUGGCAAAGCACCACAGCUUUACAAAAAGAGUAAGAGAUCCCUCAAGGAGUUUUGUAAAGAUCCAGGCUGGGUGGAAGCAAAUGAGAUUGGCCUUGAGGCCAGAAACACAAAGGAAUACAUGGAGGAGCCCCUCUGGUACACUGAGCCCAUCACAGACUAUUUUGUACCUUUUAGCAGCAGACAAAGCAAGCUGGAAACAAAGUAUAGAAGCAAAGUUGGCUCUCCUGAAGACUUAAAUCUGGCAGCUGACAUGGCUAUGCUGCCAGAGAGAAUCCAAGGAAUCUGCAUUGCCAGCGAGAGCUACCAGAGAACAUACCUUGCUGCAGGCUCAUUUGUUGAUGGACGUUUUGUGGAAGCAGAGGACGAGACUGCUGAGCUCAUUGGGAGCUCAAGCUGCCUUCAGCCAGAGGAUAGUGGAGAUUUAGAUGACAAGCAUCUGCCAGAAUUCACCGACUUCUAUGAAGUUGACAUUUAUCAGUCCAUAUUGGAUACUAGUGCCUCAGACUCGUUACAAGAGAGUCGGAUCCUCAGCAUGAUUCGACAAAAAAGCAAAGAGCAAAGAGAUGUCGAGGCAGAACCUUGUUUAGUGUUAGAUGGCCUUGAGCAGCAAGGGAAAAGUGCAAUAAGGGCAGACUUAGAGGAAGCGCCGGAAUCAGUUGGGUUCCUAAUGGAGGAUCUUGACAAUAUGGCUCAAGUUUGGGGGUGUUACACUCCAUCUACGUCAGAUGAUAUAGAUGGAGAAAGUUUCAUGGGCGACUCCCCCAUACGACUCUCCCCCCUCCUUGAUAGUGUUUCCUUUACUUUGAGUAAAAUGUCAGGAAAUCUGGUGGAGCCACAAGUUCCUGAAGCCACCAGGGAGCCAUCUUCUUGCUUCUCUCUUUUUGAGCUGCAGUACGACAGCCCUGCUUUUCCUUUUCCCCAAGACUCGCUCUGUGUCGCUCAAGAAAACAAAGCCGAUUCUAGUGUUUGUCUCGACCCACAUACUAAUAAACAGUCUCGUUUGCUAAUAUGGACCAAAAAUAGUGCCUUUGAUGAAACGGAACACUGCUCAAACCUUUCAACGCGAACAUGCAGUCCGUGGUCACAUUCGGAAGAGACGCGUUCAGACAACGAGCAUGGGAAUAUUCCCACGGAGGAGUCUACUCAGAUUGGCACAGAAGAAAUUGAUUUGAGAAUCCCUCCUCUUUCUGGUACAUAUCUUGAGGAAGAAAUCUUGGAUUUUUUGCAAGAAGACUCUGGGCGCAAUUGUGAGGCGACCACGGCAUCCAGUCAGACUUACACCAAAAAAUCGAAAUUGGAGUCAAUUUGUGGAAUAGCAUUAGAAGAGGAUGAAAGCAAACAAUACAGUUCUUGCAUUUUCUCAGAUGACACAAACCAACAGAGUGGCGAGUACAGCUCAGGUAUAAUUAAAGACAUUUGGUCUGUAGUUGGGGAUGGUAAAUUGGUGGUAUCAAGGCAAGGUGGAGAGAAACCAAGUGAAGCGUUUCCUGAGGACUCUGUUGGCUACUGUGGCAGCUGUCUGGAGGUGCAGGCCAAACGAGUUCCUCUUCAUGGACCUCAGAAAAAAGCAGUGCAGCGCUCUGAGUAUCACCUCUGGGAGGACAAGAGCGAAGAACAGGACUUAGCCAAAAACAAACUAUCCAAGUUAGAUGGUGCUGGGGAUUACAUGACUCCGUCCAGACCCUGUGACUUGAGAUCAGAUAAAGACAGUACGUCUUUUAUCAUUGGUGGAGUGUAUGGAGAGUUUAAGAAUUGGGCUGUCAUGCCACCAAAUGAAUCUCAACACAGCUUGCUACAGUCUACCGCCACAUCUGCUUCUACUUCUGAAAUGCUCACCAUUACUGGCACCGAUGUGUUCAUGAACACUAGCAGCUGCUUCGCUCCAGGACAAAGGCGCCUGUGGAGACCUCUUGUGUCCUUUGGCCAAAGCGACCACACUUUUACAGGGAGCAGAGAUGGAUUGAAUAAGGGAUUUUCUCUUAUCUUCCGAGAAGAUUUGCUUGGAUCUUACGGAGGUUUGCGCGAUGAGGAGCAAGGUUUAGAAUACCCCUUUGCAUCCUUCCACCUGAAUAAUCCCUUCUCUCAAGUUCUCCAUGUGGAGUGUUCCUUCGAGCCUGAGGACAUGGCUUCCUUUAGUCCUGGCUUUAAGCCUAAAUCUAUUCUUUGCUCGGACUCAGAAAGUGAAGUAUUACGCCCUCAAAUUUAUGGCAUCAACCAAACACAGUACAGGGCCAUUCGCAUCUCCCCCAGGACUCAUUUCCGGCCAAUAUCGGCCACUGAGUUGUCUCCUGGUGGAGUGAGUGAUUCCGAGGCAGAGUCCGACAAAGAGGAGGCAAGUUUUCCCGUCCUGGCACAAGUGGAUGUCUUUGAUGAUCCUCAGGCAGAUCUCAAACCUCUAGAGGAGGAUGCAGAAUGUGAAAGCCCUUAUUAUGGGAAGUCCGAAUUGGAAUCUGGUAAAUUCAUACCCAGAUUGAAGAAAUCUGGCAUGGAGAAGAGUGCCCAAACCUCCCUGGAUUCACAAGAGGGCUCCAGUACCCUCCUACCAAUCCCUGAGCAAGAGAGAAGUUUGGACUGUCAAACAACAGCAGCAGCAGCAGUAUCAACUGCAUGUGGACAAAUAGACAUCUCAGUUGGCACGUUUCAAAAAGCGGAAACUCCAGGAGCAAAACCGACCUACUUACGUGCGGCAGCAGGUCAAGUCCCUAAAUAUGGGAUCGCUUAUGAUUUUGUUGGAGAUGUGCCAGAGUUCCCACUGUUAAACAUAAGUGGGCAGGGAGGAAGUGGAAACCAGGAAGAUGAGUGCUGGUGGCAAAACACUCUCUGUUCCCCCCUUUUCCCUGGAUCUCAGUGUACAGGGAGCAGCAACAUUUGAAUUGUUUCACUUGCAGAGGACUCAUGUUGGCGUGAGGGAAAGAUCCUGGACUCUGGUGACUGGACCUCUACCAGCAUUUAUUCAGGGUCAUCUCAGAGCCAGAAAACCUAAUGUAGGCUGAUUUCAUGAGCUUGUCCCCAGCCGCCCACACACACACACACACACACACGCACGUACGCACACACUUGCGUGCACACAAACAAAUAACUGAUGGUUUUCCUUUACUAACAAAAAAACUUGUGUAAUCAACAAUCAGAUCAACAGAAAAAUUAGUUAAAGCAGGAAAAAAAGAUUUUGUGUGUUUGAGUGAUGCCAUAUGCAAAUGUAAUUUUUAGAAUCGGUGAUUCAGCUUGCAGCUAUUAGGCAUCCAUAUGGGUCCUUUUAGUUGUGUUCCCACCAUCAAACAUUAGAAUACUUUAUAGCUGGUGGUGUCUGAAUGGUUGUACAUGUGCGUCUGCCCGGCCAGUCUCCCUCUUUUUUUUUUCUUUUUUUUCUUUUUUUUUUUUAAUAUAAAAACCCUGGUUAAAAGACUAAUUGCUGCGUGAAAUGGAACACAUCCUCUCCUCUACAUCCCCUCUUGACAAAGACCACACUAGGAUGUGAUUUUUUUUUUGAGGUCUAAAAAAAAUGUGAUUAUAUAAUUUACAAAGUUUGUUGUUUGAACAACUUUCUGAGAGCAAUGUAGAGAAUGUGUGCGCCUUUCUUUAAGAUAUCCAUCAACUCUCCAGCAAAAUGGAAAGUUAUCAUAAAGUCAGACGUUUGUACGGUGAGUUUUUGACAAUUUAGUAAUAGAUUAAAGACUGGUUUGUAAGACUACAUUUAUUCGGAUAAAAAUAAAACGGGGAGCUACAAUUGCAUAACUAUGUACUAAAAUACAAUGCGCCAAAACAAUUGGGAAGACAAAAACACAACCAUGAAAAUAAAAAAAUAUUUCUGCAGGCAGCCUUUGCAGCUGAAUGCAACAUUUACCGGUAGUUGAUAUUUUUGUUCUUCUAUGGUACACAACAUUGGUGCUAUACCUGUUCCAAGAUGUGGCUGUGAUAAAUAGAAUCACUUAGUAUUUUUUUCCCAGUCCAUUCAGUCACAAAUCCAUCGACUUUUGUUUAUUUCUAUGAAGCAAAUUAAAAAGGAAGAAAAAACAUUUUGUCUGAUUACUCUUUAAAUGUGGUUUGGUUUUAAAUUUGAAAUUGUAAGGCCUGUAACCAAUGCAGCAGGAAUAAUACGAUCUCUUCCAUUGAUCCAAAGCAAAAAGGACACAAAUCAUUCAUUUAUUUGUCUUUGUGUUGCAACUAAAUCAAUACAGCAAAUCGUGGGCAUGGUUAAAAACCAACAAAAAUGCCAUAUUGACACUACAAGCUACCAUUGUUUUUCUUGUAUGGAGUGUUUUUAUUUUGUUUUAUUUGGUUCAGCAUAUAUCUUGUUGAAAUGUUGAGUAAUGUGUUAACUCCUGGUCUCUUUAAAAUGUGAAUGUGUACACAUGCAUACAUUCUUUAAAUAUGAAACAGAUAUAUUUUUGAAAAGCUGAAACUAAUUGGGUUCUAGUACACUUCCGUGAGUCAUGCAAAUUAUACUUAAACAAAUCUGCAGGGUAACUACUUUUCCUGUUUGCAUUGUAUAAACCCGCAUAACUUUCCCACUUUUUGUUCCAACUGAAACGGAAGUAGGAUGGGUUAUUUUCCAGAUCUCGCCAUUGAUUCUCAAGCACAAAAUCCCUAUCCUCAUGCCAUUGCUUGGAAAUUUAUGUUUAACUUAUGUGGCAGUUUAUUUUUUAUUGGCUUCCUGGUUUUGAUAUUGAAAGAUCUGAAAGUAUGGGGUUCCCCCCCGCUAAAUAGCUGAGAUUUAAAAAAAAGAAAGGUACUCUCUUUCAGGGUCUCGCAAGCUUUUUUCUCAGUCAUCAGACACUCAGGAAUUUUUUGAUAUAAGUAUACUUUUCAUAAACAUUGACAGUGUGGCAGUACAAUGCAUAUUUGAUUGUAGAUCACAGAUUUACAUUAUUUCCAAGCAAACCACAGCGACAGUGGACUUUAUUUAGAACAAUGUAGUUUAAAAGGGGGGAAAGAUUAAGCCAUUGUUGACUGCAUAAGCAAUGUGACGGCUUUUCAAGAGGCCUCUAGAGUCCUAUGCAAUACCUUGGUGAAAACCUUCAAGAAUAUGUGAAGAAUAGUCACUCUUUCAAUUUUGCGUGUUUGUUUUUAAGAAAACGAUGCCUCAGUACCCCUCUAAAAAUGUCACAGUCAACCUUUUUUUGGUUUGAGUGAUGUUUAAUCACUGAUUGAAAGGUAAGACCUAGUUUGAGUGUUGAGUUUCAAAGACCCAAAGGACAGUGUGACACCAAGUGUUUAGUGUGAGUUUUUCAGUGUGUUAUAAAGAGUUUGACUCAUAAAGCACUUAUUUGGAAUUGAAAGAAAUACAUCCCACCUUUUACUCCAUCAGCUCACUUCCAUUUUUGUAUACUGCAUUUGGUUUAAAAAAAAAAAAAAAAAAAACUUGUGUGAUGAGAAAAUGCAGUCAGUGAGGGUCUUUGGUUUUGGAACAACACUGGUGUGGCGGAUGGAGUUAGGAUUGCAUUGUGGUUCAAAGAACAUAUAACCCACCACUGAAAAGUUUACUUUUCCUUGUCCGUUCAUUCCUUCACCACCCUUCGCCUCUUCUUUGUCCUAAAGUUAGCUGUGUUGUUCUGAUUUCAUGUGCACCCUGAAGAAAUUAUUUUUCUUUCAUUGUGGAUUUCAUUAACAUCUAAUAAAAGGGUCAACCAAACAUCUGUCAAUUUGUAUGUUCUUAUGACCAUUAGCCUACGUGGAGUGCACCAAUUAGUGGUGAGCAAUAAUUAGGCUGGCUGCAAAUUUUAAUAUGGCUCCAAUAUGAAGUAAAUAAAAGGCAAUAGUGUUGUUGAUGCCAAUACUUAGAACGUUUCUUUUAAUAAGCUGAGCGCCUUAACCAUCAAAAUCAUACAUUCUAGUGUGAGAGUCUCACUUGUUGAAUUAAACUAAAUAAAGUCAAAAUUUUCUCAUAUAUUGAGGUGAAAAUUAAGUCAACAGAGCCCUCCUGUGUCCAAG